Molecule: messenger RNA, 5060 nt
Organism: Sebastes umbrosus (honeycomb rockfish)
Lineage: Eukaryota; Metazoa; Chordata; Actinopteri; Perciformes; Sebastidae
Product: anoctamin-4-like
Exons: 29
Coding region: 135-3584 (1149 amino acids)
Biological process (GO): chloride transmembrane transport
Cellular component (GO): plasma membrane
Molecular function (GO): chloride channel activity; protein dimerization activity
Source: RefSeq, a predicted model, not a curated record
GGAGGAGCAGCUAGUGGGUGGAGUUUAAGGAUGCUUUAGGUUGCAGGAGAAGAAGUUGUUGUUGUUGCCUUUCACACGCCUUUAGCCAUGCGUAAUAACCAGUGUAACACUGUGAGGUGAGGAGGAGGAGGAGGAUGCUGGAGCAUGAGGCAGCAGCAGCAGACAUGCGACUGGUCCGUCAGAUCAGCGCAGCGGGGAUGAAGAUCCAGGCGGGUGGAGAGCACAUGGGCUGCAGCAAGGUCGGAGAGAACCAGAACCAGGAGAACCAGAACCAGGUCAUCUGUGUGCAAUGUCAGCAGGAGGAGGUGGUGCGGGUUUGUGCAGGGAGUCCUCGCAGUGCCGUCGCGACGCGCCUCUCCUCCGGAUCUGCAGACCGUGAGCCCAGCAGUAGCAGCUACAAUGCCUCUUCAGGAACCUUCUACAGCUGUGUCAGUCAGAUCACCAUUGGGUUUGACCUCGGGGGUCAAGUGGCCAUCGGCUUCUCCCAUUGGAAGAGUCCUUUCCCAGCGAGCGGCCCGAAUCUCCCCAGUCCGGACUGCGUUCACUCCGAGGUCACCGCCGUCCCGCCCGUCAGCGAGCACAUGGAGCCGGUGUCCUGCCCAGCGUCGCUGUCAAUCACCCCGCUGCCCACCUGCAGCGCCAGCCAGGAGACGCUCUGCGACAGCAGCACGAGUGUGAGUUUAUCUCUACAUGGGUCUGAGCCCCGGCGGCGGAGCCCCCGACGACGCAGAGUCCCGCUGCAGCCCUCGGCCUCAGGCUACCAGGCAGCGGACAGACCUCUUGCCUUCCCCUCCUGUGGGACGGCGGACAUCAUGGAGGAAUCCUCGUCUAAAGCCGAGGACUCCAGCAGUCUAGACGACGUGCCUCCCCUCGCUGUGAAGGCGGUUAAUGUGCUGCUGGAGAGAAAAAGGUCAGAGAGCACCAGCAGCCCGUCCAGAGACGACGACUCCACCCUGCUGAACCCGGGAACCAACAGCAGCAUCCUCGAUGAAAACACAAAGUCGGAUUCUGGCCUCCCAGAGGGGAGGAGUAAGUCCAGCGGCCUUUGCUUCAGCGAUGGAAAAUGUCGCAUUGACUACAUCCUGGUUUACAGGAAGUCCAGCUCGCUGUCAGAGAAGAGGGAGAUAUUUGAGCGGAACAUCCGUGCAGAGGGCUUACAGAUGGAGAAGGAGGGCUCUUUAACAAACAGCGAUGUGAUUUUUCUGAAAGUUCAUGCACCAUGGGACGUUCUCUGUCGCUACGCAGAGCUCAUGAACAUUCGCAUGCCUUUUAGGAGGAAAAUCUUUUACAUGCACCGACGGCACAAGUUCAUGAGCAGGAUGGAGAAGCGUAUCAACAAGUUUCGUGGCUGGCUUCCCCGCAAGCCCAUGAAGUUUGACAAGGAAACUCUGCCCGAUCUGGAGGAGAACGAGAGCUUCACCGCGCCCUUCAGUCGAUCGAGGAUACAUCAUUUCAUCAUCCACAACAAAGAGACUUUUUUCAACAACGCCACCAGAAGUCGAAUCGUCCAUCACAUCCUCCAGCGGGUCAAAUAUGAGGAGGGUAAAAAUAAGAUGGGACUUAAUCGUCUUUUGAGCAAUAGUUCAUACGAGGCAGCUUUCCCUCUUCACGAGGGGAGCUACCACAGCAAAAACUCCUUCAGAACACACGGAGCGGAGAACCAUCGGCACCUGCUGUACGAAUGUUGGGCCUGGUGGGGGGUUUGGUACAAGUACCAACCGCUGGACCUCAUCAGGAGGUAUUUUGGGGAGAAGAUUGGCCUGUACUUCGCCUGGCUCGGCUGGUACACGGGCAUGCUGUUUCCUGCGGCUCUGGUCGGCGUCUUUGUAUUCCUGUAUGGCCUCUUCACUCUGGAGCACUGCCAGGUCAGUAAAGAAAUCUGCCAGGCCACUGAUAUCAUCAUGUGCCCCAUCUGUGACAAGUACUGCCCGUUCCUGAGACUGUCAGACAGCUGCAUCUACGCCAAGGUCACCCAUCUCUUUGACAACGGUGCAACUGUUUUCUUUGCCGUAUUCAUGGCUGUUUGGGCAACGGUCUUCCUGGAAUUCUGGAAAAGGCGCAGAGCUGUCCUCGCAUACGACUGGGACCUCAUUGACUGGGAGGAAGAGGAGGACGAAAUACGCCCCCAGUUUGAGGUCAAAUACUCCAAGAAGGAGAGGAUGAACCCCAUAUCUGGAAAGCCUGAACCUUACCAGGCAUUCCACGACAAAUACAGUCGCCUCAUCGUCUCAGCAUCCGGCAUCUUCUUCAUGAUACUGGUGGUGAUUGCCGCCGUGUUUGGCAUCGUCAUAUACCGCGUGAUCACCGUCAGCACCUUCGCCGCCUUCGGCUGGGCUCUCAUCAGGAACAACUCUCAGGUGGCGACCACGGGAACGGCAGUUUGCAUCAACUUCUGCAUGAUCAUGCUCCUCAACGUGCUCUAUGAAAAAGUUGCUCUUCUUCUCACUAAUUUAGAACAGCCAAGGACAGAGUCGGAGUGGGAGAACAGCUUUACCCUCAAGAUGUUCCUUUUUCAGUUCGUCAACCUCAACAGUUCGACUUUCUACAUCGCCUUCUUCUUGGGGAGAUUCACAGGCCGGCCCGGUGCAUAUCUACGCCUCAUCAAUCGCUGGAAACUGGAAGAGUGCCACCCCAGUGGCUGCCUCAUUGACCUCUGUCUGCAAAUGGGGAUCAUCAUGGUGCUAAAACAGACCUGGAACAAUUUCAUGGAGCUCGGCUACCCGCUGAUCCAGAACUGGUGGACACGGCGGAGACUGAGGCGAGAGCACGGAAAGACAGCCAAGGCCAGCUUCCCACAGUGGGAGAGGGACUACAACCUACAGCCAAUGAAUGCCUACGGACUCUUUGAUGAAUACUUAGAAAUGAUUCUACAAUUUGGCUUCACCACCAUCUUUGUGGCAGCUUUCCCUCUGGCCCCUCUCUUAGCGCUGCUCAACAACGUCAUCGAGAUUCGUUUAGACGCCUACAAGUUUGUCACACAGUGGCGGCGGCCUCUGCCCUCACAAGCCAAAGACAUAGGGAUCUGGUAUGGCAUUCUGGAGGGCAUCGGCAUCUUGUCUGUCAUCACCAACGCCUUUGUCAUCGCUGUUACCUCAGACUUCAUCCCUCGCCUUGUUUACGCCUACAAGUAUGGACCUUGUGCUGGUCAGGGUCGAGCAGGGGAGGGGUGUAUGAUGGGUUAUGUCAACGCCAGUCUCUCACUGUUCCGGGUGUCUGACUUUGAGGGGAAAUCGCAGUCCAGGACUAAUGGCUCCGAGCUGCUCGGAGUAGCUGUGACGUAUUGCAGAUAUCGGGACUACAGGGAGCCUCCGGACUCUGCUGAUCCCUACGCGUACACUCUACAGUUCUGGCACGUCCUGGCAGCCCGGCUAGCGUUCAUCAUUGUAUUUGAGCAUAUGGUCUUUGCCAUCAAGACCCUGAUCGCGUACCUGAUCCCCGACCUCCCCAAGGACCUGCGGGACAGAAUGCGCAGAGAGAAAUACCUGAUCCAGGAGAUGAUGUACGAGGCCGAGCUGGACAGACUGCAGAAGGAGAAAAACGAGAAGAAGAAGAAAGAAAGGGCCCAUCACAAGGAAUGGCCCUGAAUGCACCAACUGGUUAUCAGCUGGUUUUCAUUGCACAGUGGAGGAAGGAGAGGAGACUGGGUUUCCUGCAUGAUACUGGACCCUCAUGCCUUCCUCCUGCCAUGUCAGACCAGCACCUCCUCCUAGUGGACAGUUGAUGAACUGCAUCCAGCCGGCCCACAGUGUGACCACGGGGCCCAAUGUGUCUGCAUUCAUAACAGGAUGUGUCCUCUUGAACAUUUGGCAGUGGGGUUUUGCUACCUUUUUUUUGUUUUCUCCAGAUAGUUUCUACCACUUUGGACUCCCAACAGCGUAUGUCUUCAGAUCCUGAAUGUAGAUUUCGAGCGAGAACUAAACUUUUACAAAAAAAAAUUCUCGAUUUAGACGAGAGAAAUAACUUUACCGAGCUUACUGAAUGACAAACCCUGUUUACAUUUCUCCUCGUCUGAGGAGAUCUCAUACUGCUUUAUUGUAAAUACAGAUAUUUAAAUGAAUGUCAGGCCAUCUGCUCUGCUAUAGUGUAGUGCAAUAAAAACUAAUGCAAUUUAUGAAGAAAAAUUGUGGUGGGAUUGCUGGCAGCUGAAAAUUGGACAGAUGGAAGAAAGUGCAUUGCUUGAAAAGCUGGAAGCUGGAAUGCAUUUGCUUCAUGUAUAACCAGGAGCUGACCAGCAUCGCUUGAUAAAUGGCUGGGGGGCUAAUUGCUGACUUAACUUUGUAUGAAGGAGUAUGAAGAGUUGGAAUAAUAGAAAAGAGCAAAAUAUAGUGUGAUAAGUGAAAGGUGUUGAAAUUAUGUGUAUGGAGGAGUUGAGGUGUCAUUCAACUCCCUUAGUUUUAUUUUGAAUGUCUUGAGUGCUCAGAAAGCCAGGAAGCUGUGAGCCUUUGUCACCUUUUGGGGCUUUUAUUUUGAAAAUCUAUCAGCCUACUUGAGUGCCAUCACCGGUAAGCUCUUGUUUCCGUCUGGGGACUUUUAUUUAGAAAAUCCUGCAUACUUCAGAGCCCCCUGGAGAAACACAAAAAGUUAAAGCAGUUGGUACUAAACAUAUAUCAUACAAUAUAUAUCAUAUAUCUGUAAGAAUUGUUCAAAGGUCCAUGACUCGUCAGUUAAGAAUCCCCCAAGGAGCCUUCACAGAAGUCAGGAAAGAAGCCUAAUUAGCAAGAAAAACAUUGAAUAUUUCGUAAAGUAUGAAAGAUGAAAUAAAAGAACGGAAUAUUUUGAAUUUUGAAUGAAGUUAAACAGCGUUGAAGAAGAAUAAGGAUUAUAAAGGGAAACUGAGAUGAAGAUAGAUGAGAUUGCAGCUGUUGCCCAGCGAUCCCACCAAUAAAGAGAGACUGAGAUGAACAGAGAUGGGAUUGCUUGCACAGCAAUCCCAUCAAUAAAAAGUUACUUAGAGAUCUAUUCUAUAAAAAGCUGUGGCAGUGUCGGCUUAAAUGGGAAAUGCUUUACAUUUGAAUUAAGAUUCAUAACUGCAGUAAUAAACAUUAUUUAUUGUAAAGAAA